Messenger RNA from Symbiodinium sp. CCMP2456, 2106 nucleotides. The record is from the annotation of a GenBank genome assembly. Lineage: Eukaryota; Dinophyceae; Suessiales; Symbiodiniaceae.
AUGUUGCAGAGGCCCUUGCUGAGCUUCGCAAGAGACUUGGACGCAAACUAUGAACCAGAGCCCGACAAGGACUUAACUUCAGGCAAGGAAUUUCUGCGCCGCGGCCCGCCUCAUGUUAUGGAAGGUCCUCACAGCUACGCUGUGCUGUGGGCUGCCUGGGUCUCCGGCGCGGAAGGCUUGCGGCUGCUGGACGAGGCUAGGAGACAGGCCGCAGGGGCAAAGAAAGGCGAGAGCGGACCAUCAGCGGCAGGUUUGAAAACGUUUUCGUUGGACAUUCGGAAUGAAACUUUGUCCUUGCAAGAGCACCUGGCAACCUGGGCUGUUGACAUGCCUCUGGCCUUAGCUAUUGGAUGGCCAUCUGCCGCUGUGCUGACUCGAGCAGAGGCUCCAGCACGUCGGGCUCCGCGGUCCUGUCAUGGGAGGAUCCGGGCCUCUGGGCCGGCCGUCUCUGCGCUACUGUUAGGCGCUUUGUGGCCGAGGCGGGUGCCCACCUCGGGAGAUCGAGACAGAGGCGGACUUCGGCAUUGCUUGCUCUGCCGCUGCGCGCCUAAAGGGAGUGACGCACACAGGGAAGGCCUUGUCGUCGACGGUAGCAGCGAGACGCCCGAAGAGGCAAUCCGCCGUCUUAACCACGAGAUCAGCGAGGCGAUCGAAUCGGACGAUGCGGGCAGAGCUGCGCAGGCGCAGCGUGAACUCGGAAAGAUCCACUUGGACAAGCCCUCCGUGGCCUGUCGGCACCUCAUUCGCGAGGACUGCUUCUCGGCGUCGGCAAUGCUCCGCUUAGGAGACAACGUGCCCAUCCGUGCCCGUGUCUUUGCCGUGAAGAAGCUUUCAAGGUGGCUCCGAUGGCCUCAAGCGACGAAGAAGGACCUUGUGCCUGUGGCCACGGCUCUUGCUGGCCUCCUCUUCGCGCUGCAGUCUGAGCCAGAGGUGGCCUGGGCAGCUCAGUGCGCGCUGUUUCACAUAGUUCGAUGCACUGUAGACCAGAUCCAGAAUGUCAGGGAUGCCACUCGAGGCAAAGUCACUCGUUUGCUCCUCGACGGCAAUACGCAGUUCCCAUUCUGCUUGCCGGAGCUGACGGAACGGGCAGCGGAGGCCUACGAGCAGGCCCUGCGGAACUACACCGUUCGCUACUUCUUCACGCAGUUGCAGGCAUUGACCCUUAUCGAUCCCGGCUAUGGGGACAGCUGGGAGACGUACGACCUGGCCCUGCUCGGUGGCUUUGCGAAGCAAUUGGGUAGAAGCCUUCAUAGCUUGCAGAGACUCAAGGUGCUAGGGUUUGAGGACUGCGCUCUGAAACUUAUCUUGCCACAUCUCUGGAUGCCAAGACUCAGGAAUCUUCACAUCCUCGGCUCCUGUCAGCAGAAGCAGUCGCAGAGAGCAAUUCUGACACUGCUCCAGCAGAAUGGCCAGCAGUUGGAGGAGCUAGAGCUGAACCUGUGUACAGAGUUCCUGCACGAGGCACCAGAUCCUUUUUCCAUCAUCGAGCCGCUUCCGAAAGUCAAGCGAUUGACGGUUCGUGCACCCACCUUGGCUCCCUGGGAUCACUUUGGCGAGAAGUGCCCCUCGCUCGAGGAGCUGACCUUUGUCUAUGACCAAGACUUCGCUUUGAAUCUGGCACAGGUGCUGGAGGACAUCGAGUCCUUGGAAGAGGAGGAAGAGUUUUUGGGCCAGCACACCACGUAUGUCUACAAAGACGCGGCCCGCUUCGCCAUGCGACUCCAUGCGCUGGGGUUUCGGUGCCUUGCGGAGACCUGUCCGAACCUGAAGGUGAUCCGGUUUUCCUUGUGGGACAACUCCUUCGGGACUGACACGCCCGCGCCCAGUGAGGAGCAGCCUCUGACGGUGACGUGGAGGCGCAGCGACAAUCCAUCGAAGCUUAGAACAAGGCCGUUUGGUCGGUGUUGUGCGGCGAACAACGCCACGCGAUCGGAGCUAAAGGAUCGUGCAGAAGUGCCCCUGGACCCAGAGCGCUUCGCCAGCACCGAGGAAAUCAGAGAGAUCACGGAGGAGGAGGCCAUGGCUGCAUCUGCCAAAGUAAUGCUGCAGGUCGUCCGGUGGUUUGACGACCCCAGCCUCGAAGCGGAGCUUGGUCUCCACCUGUAG